Miniopterus natalensis is the source of this 564-nucleotide messenger RNA. RefSeq names its product hemoglobin subunit alpha. NCBI's taxonomy places the organism in Eukaryota, Metazoa, Chordata, Mammalia, Chiroptera, Miniopteridae. Gene Ontology annotation, cellular component: blood microparticle; hemoglobin complex; haptoglobin-hemoglobin complex. The record is from RefSeq and is a predicted model, not a curated record. Gene Ontology annotation, molecular function: organic acid binding; iron ion binding; peroxidase activity. Gene Ontology annotation, biological process: hydrogen peroxide catabolic process; oxygen transport.
UCUGGUCCUUACACAGACUCAGAAAGAAGCAACCAUGGUGCUGUCUCCCGCCGACAAAUCCAAUGUCAAGGCCGUCUGGGACAAGGUCGGCGGCAACGCUGCCGAGUAUGGCGCUGAGGCCCUGGAGAGGAUGUUCCUGAGCUUCCCCACCACCAAGACCUACUUCCCCCACUUCGACCUGUCCCACGGCUCUGCCCAGGUCAAGGGUCACGGCAAGAAGGUGGGUGACGCCCUGACUAAGGCUGUGACCUAUGUGGACAACCUGCCUAAUGCCCUGUCUGACCUGAGCGACCUGCACGCCUACAAGCUGCGUGUGGACCCUGUCAACUUCAAGCUCCUGAGCCACUGCCUGCUGGUGACUCUGGCCAGCCACCACCCCUCUGAGUUCUCCCCUGCCAUCCAUGCCUCCCUGGACAAGUUCCUGGCCUCCGUGAGCACCGUGCUGACCUCCAAAUACCGUUAAGCUGGAGCCACGCCUAUCCCUACCCUGGGCUGGGGCCCCUUUGUGCUCUGGGCACCCUCACUUCCUGAUCUUUCAAUAAAGUCUGAGUGGGCUGCAACCUG